GGGCAAACCAAGUGCGGGCCUCCCUCCUCUCUCCCUGCCUCAGGCCUGCACUUCCUCCCAACCCCCUUCCCGCCGCUUCGUGCGCCUUUCUGCCCACCCGCUCUCCAGACCCUACGCGCCCUGGCGCCAGGACUGGCGUAAAUUUCCGCCCACUCGCGCCGCGCCCCGGGGGCUGUUUCGUGACGUCAGGGUCGAGCGAGGGGGGCCUCCUCCCGGCUGCUCGCCCCUCCAGGCCUCGCGCCCCCGCCUGCCCUUUAAAAGAGCGAGGCCCGCGCCAAGCGCGCCACACCGCGGGGACCAGGACGCACGCUGGCUUCCCGGAGCACCUCCGCCUCGCCGUCCUCCCGCAUCCGCCUCUCUGGUGUAACCGAGCCGCGCCGCGCAGCAGCCGAGCCGGGCCAUGCAGCCCGCAGCGCUUCUCGGCCUCCUGGGAGCCGCGGUGCUGGCCGCUGUCGGCUCUGUGCCAGUGGAUAACAGGAACCACAAUGAAGAGAUGGUGACUCGCUGCAUCAUCGAGGUCCUCUCGAAUGCCCUGUCCAAGUCCAGCGUUCCACCCAUCACCCCCGAGUGCCGGCAAGUCCUGAAGAAGAGUGGAAAAGAGGUCAAAGAUGAAGACCAAAGUGAGGCUGAAAACAGAAAGUUUGAAGUGAGAUUGUUAAGAGACCCAGGUGAUGCCACAGAAGCCGAAAGGCCCUCUAGCAGGGAGGAAGCCGGAGCCCCAGGGGAAGUGGACAACCAAGGCCAGACAAAGGCUGACAGGGAAAAGUGGGAAGAGGGAGGCAAACACAGCCGAGAGGGCCCAGAUGAGCCUCAGGGCAGUCUCUAUCCCUCCAAGGACAGUGGUCAAGUCUCUGAAGAAGCCAAGGCACACCGUCCUGAGAAGAGUGAGGAGGGCAGGGAGGAAGGAGAGGGCGAGGACCAUCAGCAAAGGGAGCGUGAAAAGGAUACCAGUAUAGAGAGACGCACUGAAGAGGCAGGAGAUGCGCAGAAUGCCUUUCUCAACAAAAGAAACCCAAUUUCAGCUAAGAAACAAGAGGAACUGGCGACCGAAUCAGAUACCCACUCUGCUGGGCUCCCUGAGAAGACACACAGCAGGGAAAAGAGCAGCCAGGACAGCGGAGAGGAGAGGAAAAGCCAGGAGAAACACCCUCAAGAGUCUCGCAGCCAACCUCAGAGCAAGGAAGAAUCCGAGGAAAGUGAAGAAGAUGAAAGUGAAGUGGCCAAACGACGCAUGAGGCCCAGACACCACCACGGGAGGACCAGGCCUGACAGGUCCUUUCAAGAAGGGAAUCCUCCUUCUGAGGAAGAGGGACAGGAGUCCGAGGAGGCAAGCAUGGGCAUGACCAGUUUAGGAGAAAAGAGGGGCCGCCAUUCUACUCACUAUCGGGCUUCAGAGGAAGAACCUGAAUAUGGAGAAGAAGUGAGGGGUUAUCCAGGGGUCCAGGAUCCUGAGGAGCUGGAGGGGGGGCAGUACAUGGGCAGAGGAAGCGAAGAGUACAGGGCUCCAAGGCCUCACAGUGAGGAGAGUUGGGAAGAGGAGGACAAGAGAAACCACAUGGCCCAGGGAUACAGUGAAGGGAGUAAGGAGGAGAAGGGACCCCACCACAGAAGGAUGGGAGGAGAACCAGGUGCCUAUUCUACUCCUGACACCAGAGAAGAGAAAAGGUUCUUGGAUGAAGGGCAUCACCAUGUUCAGGAAAGCCAGAUGGACAAGGCAAGGAGAUAUCCGCAAGAUGAGUGGCAAGAGCAGGACAGAAAUUACCUCAGUUAUGGCGAGGAAGGAGCCCAAGAGAGGUGGCAACAGCAGGAGGACCUGCGAGACCCCAGAGAAAACAGAGAGGACGAUAGGCUUCAAGACAAACAGUACGUCUCCCAUCACACCACUGGAAAGAGGAAGAGGUUAGGGGUGCUGUUCAACCCGUACUUUGACCCUCUCCAGUGGAAGAGCAGCCAUUUUGAGAGAAGAGACAACAUGGAUGACAAUCUUCUGGAAGAUGAAGCAGAAAAUGCGCUGACCUCGAGUAAGAAGAAUUUCUUCCCAGAAUACAACUAUGACUGGUGGGAGAAAAAGCCCUUCUCUGAGGAUGUGAAUUGGGGAUAUGAGAAGAGAAGCUUCCCUAGGGCCCCCAAACUGGAUCUGAAAAGGCAGUACGACAGGGUGGCUGAGCUGGACCAGCUGCUUCAUUACAGGAAGAAGUCAGCCGAAUUCCCCAACUUCUACGACUCUGAGGAACAGAUGGGCACACUUCAGGAGGCAGAAAACGAACAGGAAGGAGGCGACCAGAGAGUUCUGACAGAGGAAGAGGAAAAACAACUUGAAAACUUGGCUGCGAUGGAUUUGGAAUUACAGAAAAUAGCCGAGAAGUUUAGCCAGAGGGGCUGACAGUUGCUGGAAUGACAGGCAGUUUUAAGAAAUAGCCCUCAUAGUACCGAUUUUCCACCACUUUGCUGAAAGACACCAUUUAUUUACCCAAAGGCAGAAAGUAGAAUUUACUAUUCCUUAAUGUUUGACACAGUUGGAAAUGUCCUUACUUUUUGCCAGAAUGCUAUUGAAAACGUGAAUAGCAUGACCCGUAGCAUAUUCUUCCUUGCAAAAUAGACAUAUUAAUAUGCUUGCGACAAUGAGUGUGCUGCUGUCUUUGAAAAUCUGUUUGUCUCAGUUUGAAAUAAUUAAAGAUUCAUCUGAGACCCAAA
Molecule: messenger RNA, 2694 nt
Organism: Chinchilla lanigera (long-tailed chinchilla)
Lineage: Eukaryota; Metazoa; Chordata; Mammalia; Rodentia; Chinchillidae
Gene: Chgb
Product: chromogranin B
Exons: 5
Coding region: 401-2383 (660 amino acids)
Cellular component (GO): secretory granule
Source: RefSeq, a predicted model, not a curated record